GUAGAAUACUUAUUUGCAGGAGGUUAAUGGGUGCUCUGUAAAAGAAGGAUCUAUGGUCAAAUAAGUUUGGGAAUUACAUACUCUACACUGCUUUCAGAAAGUCCCAAAUCACAGUGGGGCAUUAAGGGCUCUGAGAAGUCCUGCAGUAUAUUAUUUACCUUUGAUUAACCCCAUGUUGUUUCAAAUUGAUUUUUCAGAUUGCCUACUAACAUUCAUUAAGACUCUUAGGGAAAUUCUGAUCCACACCAAUCCUCAUUUUUCACAUGGAUAAAUCGCAGCCUAGAAGAAUGGGGACUGCCCAAAGUCACAGAGAGAGAGUGUGUCAGAGCUGGAAAAGACCCUAGCAAUAUACCUCAUCCCUAAAGAGACUCUGUGGGCUCCCCGCCACCCUGCACCCUCUUUCCCUGCCUCCCAGCUGUGCCCUCCAGGGCCCUGCAGUAUGGAGCUGGUCAACAGGACAGAGGUCUCUGAGUUCUUUCUGAAAGGAUUUUCGGGCUACCCAGCCUUGGAGCACCUGCUCUUCCCUCUGUGCUCAGCCACGUACCUGGUGACCCUCCUGGGGAAUACAGCCAUCGUGGCAGUGAGCGUGCUGGACGUCCACCUGCACACACCCAUGUACUUCUUCCUGGGCAACCUCUCCAUCCUGGAUAUCUGCUAGCCCACCUUUGUGCCCCUGAUGCUGGUCCACCUCCUGUCGGCCCAGAAGACCAUCUCCUUUCUUGGCUGCGCGAUGCAGAUGUGUCUGAGCCUGUCCACGGGCUCCACAGAGUGUCUGCUGCUCGCCAUCAUGGCCUAUGAUCGCUACCUGGCCAACUGCCGGCCACUCAUGCUGAUGAGCCACCGGCUCUGCUUGCUGCUGGCGGGAGCCGCCUGGGUACUCUGCUUCUUCAAGUCAGUGACUGAGACAGUCAUCGCCAUGAGGCUGCCCUUCUGUGGCCACCGUGUGGUCAGUCACGUCACCUGCGAAAUCCUGGCAGUGCUGAAGCUGGCGUGCGGUCAUACGUCAGUCAACGAGGUCUUCCUGUGGGUGCGUGCCAUCCUGCUGCUGCCCGUGCCCCUGGCGUUCAUCUGCCUGUCCUGCAUGCUUAUCCUGGCCACCAUCCUGAGGGUGCCCUCAACCGCUGGACGCCACAAAGCCUUCUCCACCUGCUCGGCGCACCUGGCUGUGGUGCUGCUUUUCUAUGGCACCGUCAUCUUCACGUACAUGAAACCCAGGAGCAAGGAGGCCCGCAUCUCUGAUGAGGCCUCCACGGUCCUCUAUGCUGUGGUCACGCCCAUGCUGAACCCCGUCAUCUACAGCCUGAGGAACGAGGAAGUGAUGGAGGCCGCCAGGAAGGUGUGGGACAGGAGAUGGACCUCCAGGUGAGGGAGGCCGGGGCUCUGCAAGCUAGCAGGCCAGGUCUUCAUUAGCCUACAGUGAGGGCUGUGGGUGUGGAAUUUCCAGCCCAGAAACGCAGCACCAAGUCCCACUGAUCCUGCCACAGAGGAGCUCACAAUCACCCCUCUGCUCCUCCCCCCGGCAGACCCAUGGGGCGCUCUCAGCAUCACUGCCUGCAUCUUUACACCAGCCUCCUGUCUGGCCUUAGGAUUUCAGUCUUGUUCCUACCAGUCUCUCCUCCAAGGGGCAUCCAGAGGGAUCUUUUGAAAAGUACAUGUGAUCCUGUCACUCUCCUGACUGAAACCCCUGGAUGGCUCCCCAGAGCUCUCAGGAUGAACUGUGAGGUCUUCAGUGGGGCAUUCGAGGACCCCACAAGCUGGCCCUGACUAAACUCCCUCCCCGUCCUGUGCCCCACAGCCUCCCCCCUGUCAGCUGCACACGCCAGCCAGCUGUAAGCCUCAGUGUUGCCCAGCACUGCCCAGCUCUGUGCCCUUGCUGGUUCUUUCCACAAGGCAGCCUCCACCCAGCAGGCAGUUCCACUCGUAAAAGGACUGCCUGACCCUCAAGGCCCAUUUUUAUUUUUUAAAUAUAGUCCCAUGUGAUAUACAGGAGGUUCUUGUUUUUCUGUUUUAUAUAUAGUAAUGUGUAUCUGUUAAUUCCACGCUCCUAACUUAUCCCUGCCCCCAUCUCA
Molecule: messenger RNA, 2069 nt
Organism: Orcinus orca (killer whale)
Lineage: Eukaryota; Metazoa; Chordata; Mammalia; Artiodactyla; Delphinidae
Product: olfactory receptor 13J1
Biological process (GO): G protein-coupled receptor signaling pathway
Cellular component (GO): membrane
Molecular function (GO): olfactory receptor activity; G protein-coupled receptor activity
Source: RefSeq, a predicted model, not a curated record